AUGUGCCGCCGAGAGAUCCGAGGUGUGGAGUGGACGCCACGCAUGCUCGCACGCCGGCACAAGUCCUGGAAGCACCACUUUGGCCUGCGCCUCCGCGCUGUCGAUCCGUUCCGCGCCGCUCUGGCCCAGGCCGUACCACAGCUGUUGAACGACGCACGCACACGCGGAAUGACCACCGAGACGGUCGAAAUCGCCGUCGCACUGUGGUACGACACUGCCCGGGAGCGCAGGUUUGUCAGGUCGGUGGUGCUGCCACAUGCUAUCAGAAUUGGGCUCAUCACUGGGGCAGCCACCGGACAGCCCGAACUGCGACGACAGGCCGAAGAGCUGGGGGUGGCCUACUACGACGAUGACCACCUCAAGAGCUUCAACAAGGACAAGAAACGAAUCAAGAAGUGGGAACGGGGGCAUUGCUGCUUCCUGGCGGCGCACCAGGACGUCAUCCGCAUGAUGCCAAGGUUUCUGGGACCCCGAGUGGGCACUUCGCGGCAGACCGUACCGCUGCAGGUGCUGCGCACCGACGUCCCACUGGCGACAGUGGUCGAGGAGCGUCACCGGACGGCCCGCCUGCGCCUGCGCAAGAGUCCGACCCUGCAGCUUGCCGUGGGCAACGUGGGCAUGAGCGCCGAACAGCUCGUCCAGAACGUCGAAGCUUUCGUGGCGGCGCUCAGGGAAGAGCUGCCGUCGUGGGACCGGGUCAGCAGCAUCACGCUGCACGCCACCAGGGGACCAGCGUUCACUCUCCACUCGGCCAAGCGUCGGCCUGCCGUCGAUCGCGAAGAACAAGACGAGUGA
This is a messenger RNA of Acanthamoeba castellanii str. Neff, 795 nucleotides long. RefSeq names its product L1P family protein. The record is from RefSeq and is a predicted model, not a curated record. The transcript is spliced from 5 exons. Lineage: Eukaryota; Discosea; Longamoebia; Acanthamoebidae. Bases 1 to 795 code for a protein of 264 amino acids.